This is a messenger RNA of Oikopleura dioica, 2373 nucleotides long. The record is from the annotation of a GenBank genome assembly. NCBI's taxonomy places the organism in Eukaryota, Metazoa, Chordata, Appendicularia, Copelata, Oikopleuridae.
AUGAUCAAGGGUGGCUUUGUACUGGACAAGGCCGUUCAUGUGGCUGUCAUCACCUUCGAUGACAAUUCCAUUUCGUUGACGACCGACGAGGGCGACUCAAAAAGCAUCAUCACUGACCGACCUAUUGAUAUCAAGGCAUGGCUGGAUGUUAUAUCACUACGAUUCUCUUCCAAUUCUGGGAACGGAGUUUUGAUUUCUGCAUCGGGAGACAACGGACAAGAUGGUUAUCGACUAGAAAUUAUCAACGGCCGUCUCCGACUCGAGAUCAGAAUGGAUGGUGCCGCCAAAACGAUCGAGUGCGGCAGGGACUUGGACGAUGGCCAGUGGCGGACCAUUAUGAUCAGGCGUGACAAAAGAGUGGCCACUCUUGAAUUGCGGACAAGCAACGACCAAAAGGUGCCCAACUGCGAUAGCAAGGUUGAGGUCUCAACGAUGGUGGAGAAGAUGAAGCUUCAAAACUUUGUCAUCGGAGCCGGCAAAUCCAAGCCACAAUUUAAUGGGACGAUCCAAAAGCUAAAAUUCAACGGAAACGAGCUAAUCGAACAAUGCCGAGCGGCGCAAGAUCAACAAAAGUCGCUGCCGGACGGUUUCACUUGUUCGAUGCCUAACCGGCCAAAGAUCAAUACUCAGAUGCCAAAUCCGUCAAAUCCGUUUACGUUUCUGACUCGUGAAGCAUUUCAACGAACUGACAGCAAAAUCCGCGCAGAUAUUCUUUGGAAAAGCUCGCGGAAGUAUCAAGUUCAGAUUGAGCUCAGAACGACAGAAGAAGACGGAUUAAUAUUUUGGGCGGGGCCAGCUGAUCUUGUUAAUCAGGAUGAACGAACGCUCAUCCUCGACCAGAUCAAUAAGAAAGCAAAAGACCCGAAUGUUAGCUGGGCCAUCCUGGAAAUCGUGAAUGGAAGAGUUCAUUGGAUUUGGAAAUUAAAAAGAAGAGCGCCGCAAGUGAUGACUUCAAAUAAAGUCAUAAGCGACAACGAUUGGCACUCAAUUCAAAUAGACGUAACAGAAGGCUCUGUUGGGGACCGCUCUUCAGCCUGGGAUAUCAAUAUUGAUAAAGGACGCAGCCAAGCCGAGCAAUUGCCUUUACGAAACAUUGGGCCAAAAGGAAAAUGGGAAGGCUUUCUGGACAACAGUGCGGUCCUCGUCGGUGGACUGCCAAAAUACCUCUGGGGAACCACGGGCUCACCUGUAACGUCAACAGAAGGUUUCCUCGGCUGCGUCGGUAAAAUACAACUCAACGGGAACACGAUGUUCCUUGAACGACGAGCGCGACAGAUUCAAAAAGGAUGCAGCGGGCCACUGGUCGCAUGCAGUGCAUUUUACUGCAAAAAUGGUGGACUUUGCAGACAAGGCUGGGAUGGGCCAAAAUGCGAUUGCUCUGGAACUUCUUUUAUUGGUGAUACCUGCACAAAACUGGUUGGCGGGCGCGGCGAGUUUUCCAGGGCAGUGGUGCUCGUGCCGCUGCCUUCGGAGGAUUCGCUCUCCACGGACCUGAUCUCUGUACUGAUCCAGGUGCCCGAUAAGGACACGGCCCAAGUCACUAACACCGAGCCGAUCUCCGGACUCCGUUCGCCAAAAAACGAAACCGGGACCGUGGCGACCGUGCAGACCAUUCUGUCUGUCGCAUCAAGUGGCACUAACGACGCCCUCAAGCUCACUCUCGAGGAUGGAAGGCCUAAGUUUGUUUAUGAUAUUGGUGGCGGAGAAACGACCAUGAAAUAUCCGAAGAGAAUCGACGAUGGGCAAUAUCAUCAAAUACGAAUCAAAAGAGUUGAAUCAAAUGCAACAAUGAUUGUCGAUGAUCUACCUGCUGUCACAUCGUCAGGAAAUAACAAAUACUCUGUUUUCAAUUCGCAGUCCGAAAUACAGAUCGGCGGGCGACUCACCGACAAUGAUGUGAUCCUGGAUCCGUUCAAAGGAAAAAUCCUCGGGGUCAAUUUCAACAAAUUCAAAGUCCUCGAAGCCGUCCAAAAAGGCGAAUCAAAGGCCGCGCGGAUAAUUGGAGACGUAACUGUCUCUGCAAUUGAGAGCAAUUUCGACCCAAAAAUCCCAACAUCUACUACGCAGCCGCCAACAACAACGACGGCGGCGCUUGUCCAAGAAAUCACGAGUUAUAGCCUGGCGAUGAACGACUCUGCUGGAUUUUCGAACGCGACGAUGACCAAAGACCCGGACUCGUCUACUCUAACAACAACAUUUUUCACAGUUGCCUUUGCAGCCGGAGUCUUGCUCGUCCUAAUCGUCGCGGGACUUGUCUUCUACAGGUUCAGGAGGCAUUCAAAAGACGACAUCCCAGCCGUCGUGCCGGGAAUAAAGCCAAAACCUCAAAAAGGAAAUCAACCGCCUGGAAAGAACUCUGAAUUUUACGUCUAA